AUGACAGCCCAUCUUGAGCUUCAAGGGGGCCGGAACCCCAGGAGCUGGCUCAUCUUGGGCUUUGUGGGUGGCUCGGGCACCACCGCCACGAGUACGCAUUCUGGCAAAUCUAACAAAGUUUUGUAUGACCGUAAAGGAAAGGGUCGACAGGGAUUUGUGGGUAUCUGUGGAGCAGGUAGAAUGAACGUGUGGGAGGUGGGUUAA
Messenger RNA from Letharia columbiana, 204 nucleotides. RefSeq lists its product as uncharacterized. The coding region runs from base 1 to 204 and encodes 67 amino acids. NCBI's taxonomy places the organism in Eukaryota, Fungi, Ascomycota, Lecanoromycetes, Lecanorales, Parmeliaceae. The transcript has a single exon. The record is from RefSeq and is a predicted model, not a curated record.